Mercenaria mercenaria is the source of this 2840-nucleotide messenger RNA. Its product is annotated as organic cation/carnitine transporter 2-like. Gene Ontology annotation, biological process: transmembrane transport. The record is from RefSeq and is a predicted model, not a curated record. Gene Ontology annotation, cellular component: membrane. The transcript has 8 exons. Lineage: Eukaryota; Metazoa; Mollusca; Bivalvia; Venerida; Veneridae. Bases 166 to 1773 code for a protein of 535 amino acids. Gene Ontology annotation, molecular function: transmembrane transporter activity.
UGAAUUGUUUAUUAAGCUGCAGCGAAUGGUGUUUUAUGUAAAAGCGAAAUUGUAACAUACGGACUGCCUGUAAAAUUGAUAUUGUAUUUCAUAUUUGCUUGAAGGAAAUAGACAAAUUUGAUUUGUUUUAUUUAGUAUUCUGGGUCUUUGAAUUUAUAGGAAAAUAUGGGUACAGAUGACAAGAGAAUUGAGAAGCAGAAGAAAGACCCUGACACAAUCAUAAAAGAUCUUGGCGGAUGUGGAAGAUUUCAAGUGCGUAUGACUGUAAUUGUUCAUCUUAUGAAAACUAUAUUCUGCUUUAGUACUUCAAAUCUACUGAUCAGCACGGCAACACCAACGUGGUGGUGUGUUAACGAUGAUCAUGCGAGCAAUGAGUCCCAUUAUACAAAUAUGGAAAACGCAUCGGUACAUUAUGACAAUGAAAUGGCUUGCACAGCGAAAAAUGGUACAAAAUGCACAACAGUUACAUAUGACAGCAGCUUAAAUUCGCUUGUAAACGAGUUUGAUUUAAUCUGUGAUAAGGAUUUCAUCCCAGGUACGCUCAGCUCUCUCCAACUCACUGGACAGUUAGCUGGCAAUAUCAUAUCUGGACAACUUGCUGAUUUAUUUGGAAGGAAACGUCCGUUCUUUUCAUCAGUAAUGAUUUUAUUGACAUUCCAUGUGGUUGGCUUCUUUUCCGUUUCCUGGGAAAUGUUUGCUGUGUCAACGUUCUUUGUUGGGAUAAGCCAGGGUUUCUUUUUAACAAUCCAGUAUAACUUACUAUCCGAAUUUACACUGGCAAAAUGGCGUGUUUGGAUAAUUGGAUUCCCAUCGUGGCAAUUACAAUCCAGCCUUUUCGCUCUAAUUGCCUGGCUGCUUCAUGAUUGGCGAUACUUGCAGCUGAUGACAGCAAUAUCGGCCCUUCCCUGUUUGCUAGCAUGGUGGUUUAUACCGGAGAGUUUUCGAUGGUAUUAUGCUCAUGAUAAGCCAAAAGAAGCUAUGAACAUUAUAAAAACUGUGGCAAAAUUCAACAGACACGACCUCGUAAACAUAGAAAACAGUUUCCAAAGUCUUGAACUGGUAACAACAAAAAGUGAUAAAAGGUAUACCUUUUUACACUUGUUCAAGUCAAGAGCUCUGGCUAGAAUAACUCUGCUGUUGAUGAUUGACUGGUUUGGUCUCGGCUUAGUAGGGUAUGGUUUAUAUUUUGGCAUACAGAAACUUUCAGGAAAUAUUUAUCUUAACGCUUUCCUGUUUACUUUAUGUGCAAUACCUUCUAAAAGCAUCGCUUUGUGGCUGCAAAACAGAAUUGGCCGAGGAAACACCACGAUUAUUUGUUUUGUUAUCAUUGCUGUAAUAGGGCUGACCGUCGGCAUUCUGCAGACACUUGACGUUCCCCAUAAAGACGUUGUCACAAAUGUACUUUCGUUCACUGCAAACGCUGGGAUUGGUGCUGCAUGGUCAUCUGUUCAGACAAUCACCGUAGAAUUGUAUCCGACGGUAGUAAGAAACAUUGGAUUUGGAACGGUAGGCGUGAUUAGCGGGCUAGCCUCUGUUCUUGGACCUCAACUUGUUUAUCUGGAAUCAUACUUUUCUGGUUUGUUGUAUUAUGUUUGUGGCGCUGUGGCUAUCUUAUGUGUAUUGAGCACCUUGGCAUUGCCGGAAACAAAAGACAAAAAUCUUAACGACAAGAUUGCCGAAAUGACUAAACUGGACGGUAUUAGUUCCAUUGAUAUUGAAGUGGUAAAUAAAGCGCCCGAGAACGGAAACGUUGAGCAGAACGGACAUAUAUAAGAGAAGUGAAAAAACAAUUCAUGUUUCUAAUGAAUAAAGAUAAUCACAUUUAUCUUAUUACAUAUGUGCGCCAAAAUUUCGUAAUAAGAAAGGGUUAUUGGAACUAACUGAAGAUUACUCUACUCUGUUUUGAUAGGAAUAAAUUUGGUGUUGUUAAGAAUACGCGCCCGUUGGUCCGACCCGACAAAGAGAUGAUCAGGUAAUUUUGGAUAGUGAUUAUAAUGUUAUGGACAGAGUGGUAAAUUUUCUGUCUUCGUGACGGUGCAAGGUUCAAUCCUGACAGCUUUAAUUUGUUCAACGGUGUAAUCAAACAAUAAAAGCAACCACAUACACAUGCAUUCGAGAAGUUACAUAAAAAAUCUUAUUUAGAUAUUUAGGAGAAAACAUUUUUAUCAGAGUGCUCAUAAAAUAUCUCUUAUAACACAAUUGAUGAUAAACUCUCUGAGAAAGCGACAGCAAAUAUAUGUUAUUGUUUUUGAAUUUAGUAUACAAUCAUAUAAUUAACCAAAAGCAGUAAUAUUCGAAAGGUGGAGGUAACAUUUUUCUAAACGAAACAUAUAAUUGACACAAUCCUUUUUUUUUUAUUUUGAUUCAAAAUUUAAUAAAAAAACAUGUUUUCGGAAUUUUCGUUGCGGAGAGCAAAAUCAUUACAUAAUGAAAGCUCGGUACGGAAACAUGUUUAUUUGGAAUUAUAAGUAUUAAAUCAUUUUUUUCUGGUGUUCACGUUCUGGACUUUAUUCAGUGUGUGCGUUAAUCGGCAGGAUUUACAAUGCAUGAACACCAGAAAAAUGACUUAAUUCUAUAAACCAAAAAUUGCAUUUUUGAAUACUAGUACAUGAUCUUGUUUGUUUUUAAUCUUAGAAAAAUAAGAGAUCGGUGGGUAUUUCUGUGAUUGUUUUAAAACAAGUUGAUUGAUUGAUAUCUGUCGAGGGCCUUUGUUAUAUUUGGACACACAAUGAAUCAGAAAAAGAGACGUACCUGGUCCAAACCCCAAAUAUCUGUGGUCACGCUCAAAAGUACAAAAUUCUAAAGAUGUUGAAAAACGGCGCUAAAUCCAAAACAAAUAC